CUUCGUGUUCUGUGUCGCUCGUCCGCAUACUGCACCGCUCAACAUUUCUUGUGGAAAUCUUGAGACAGGACAACAAACAGAGAGUAUAGAGAGAGCCAACAGUUUCCACUUUUGACGGGUUGGGCCCCCUACCCACCACACCCAACCAUGCCUUUGGUGACGAGGAAUAUAGAACCGCGGCAUGUCUGUCGCCAGUCCAUCCCUACCAAAAUCCGCAGUGAGCUGGAAUGUGUCACCAAUAUCAGCCUGGCCAACAUCAUCCGCCAGCUCGGCAGCCUCAGUAAGUAUGCAGAAGAUGUGUUUGGGGAGCUGUUUGUCCAGGCUGGAGCAUUUGCCAUCAGAGUAAAUACGCUGGGAGAAAGAGUGGAUCGUUUGCAGGUCAAAGUCACCCAGCUGGACCCCAAAGAGGAGGAGGUCUCUCUCCAGGCCAUCACUACCCGUAAGGCCUUCCGUAGCAGUGUGACCCAGGAUCAGCAGCUAUUCACUAGACCGUCUCUGCCAGUGCCUGUGCAAGACACCUACACGAUCUGUGAUCCGCCUCCACCACUCAACCACCUCAGCCAAUACCGGGACGAUGGGAAGGAAGCCCUGAAGUUUUACACUGAUCCCUCCUACUUCUUUGACCUAUGGAAGGAGAAGAUGCUGCAGGACACCAAGGACAUCAUGAAGGAGAGACGCAAGCAUAGAAAGGAGAAGAAAGAUCAUCUGAACCAGCGGACACUCAAUCCUCGAAAGAUCAAGACCAGGAAGGAGGAAUGGGAACGCCGCAAGAUGGGAGAAGAGUUUGUGGUGCCAAAGAAUGAAAUGAUGAAUUCCUCUGAGGGUCUGAAUGGCAGCAUUGGAUCCGGAGAAGGCUUCACUUCUGAAGGCCUCGAGCUGAGUACUGGCUCCUACGCUUAUGAUCCCGGCUCCCCUCUCCCUGUGCCCGGCUCCGAUGACUUCCUGCCUCCUCCACCCCCAGACAUGGCGUACAAUGAUGGACAGUAUGGAGCACCAGCGGCGAAGCGUGUCAGCGUGCUCAGUCCAACCCACCCACCUCCUGCUCCCCCCAUGGCUUCUUCCCAGCCCAACUCCCGCCCCAACCUUGCCCCACCACCCGCGCCUCCUCCCCCACCUCCACCCUCUGGUUUUGGGGUUCCCCCACCUCCCCCCGGCUUCGACACCCCACCCUCCCCUCCUCCUCUCUCCUCCUCUCCCACCGCCUAUCCCUCCCCACCUGCUCCCCCUCCUCCACCUGCUAUGUCCACAGUUUCUCCUCCUCCUCCACCUCCUAUGCCUGCAGGUGGUGGUCCUCCACCCCCUCCUCCUCCUCCCCCUCCCCCUGGCCCUCCUCCCCCAUCCUUUAACAACUCCGCUGCUCCCUCUGGUGGUGGGGCGGCACCCAGCUCUGCUCCGAAACCGCAGCCAGCGCCAGAGCCAGAGCCGGCCGGUGACGCUCGCAGUGACCUGCUGCAGGCCAUUCGACAAGGUUUCAACCUGCGGAAGGUGGAGGCACAGCGCGAGCAGGAGAAGCGGGAUCACUUUGGCAAUGAUGUGGCUGCCAUCCUGUCCCGUCGUAUUGCGGUAGAGUGCAGCGACAGUGAGGAUGACUCUUCAGAGUUUGACGACGACGAGUGGUCUGAAUGAUCGCCAUCCCUUUUCACCGUCACUACCAACUUCAUAUCUCCCCUCAGCCUUAAACAACAUCAGAAUAUCUCCAUUCACAUUACAUUCUUAAGUACCCAGUGGAGCAGCAGUCCAUGUUCUGUUUUGUGUGCGAGUAAGUUUGAGAGCAUGCGUGCACAUAUGUACACAUGACCUAUUGCUAAUCACAUUCCUUGGCUCAUUUAUUCCUAUUUAUCAAAAAUUAUUCAGAUUAGAGGUGUGAAAUCCAAAAACGUGCGUGGUUUGUCCCAGUUUGCCAUUGCUUUCAUUGGAUGACACACCACUGAUAUUGAUGCGAGGGUGUUGUGUGAUGUGAUGCAUGUGCCGCUGCUGAGUCUGUGCGUAAACACAUCACAUCUGUCCUUAUUUAGCUUCUAUUAGAAUUGGGUGCCCUUUGCUGCAGGCUGCAGUUCUUGAUUUUAUCUGCUUUAGUGUAUCAUGGCAAAGGAUAAAAGAGAGGGAGUGCACACACACACACACACACACAUGCAGGCAACAUCUUCUAUAUUUUUUAUGCACUCAUUGGAAAGACCCAAGGUGUUGACAUCAAAACAUUCUCCCUCAUUUAUAGGCUAUAUGAUAUAGAUGUAAAGUUUAUAUUACAUAUAAAAUCAUAUCUACUAAAGAUAAUACAAUCCCUUUAAACUUGUUUUUUUUUUAUCACUUUCCUCCCCUCACUUUUAUAUUCAGUCUUUUUUUCUGUGGUUGUCAUGGGAACACAUGGUUGUAGCAAAAUCAUGAAUGAAUUAUUCAGUGUGAUAGGGGAAGUAUUGCCUCAUGUCAGACACCUGGGGUGUUUGAUGAGAUCACCAAACAGAACAUAUGCAGACAUUUAACAGAUAAAUCAUAAUUCAUUUUGUACUGUGUUUCAGCUCUGACAUAUUUCUUCCUGCCAUUUUUAUUUUGAACUUCUCUGGGGAUGAACUAGGCUCUGAUGCUUUCAACACAGGCAGCAUUUUUGCCUUAUCCUGCUGCCUGAUAAGUGUCUUUUUUUAUGGUGCAAUUCAGUGUCAGUGUAGGUUUAUUUUGUUCAUCCAUGCUGGUCACUGAUCAGCUGCUUCCAAAAAAAAUGUAACAGCUGCCAUUAUUGAGUCAAAUGUAGAAGUGACUAGUGUAGACCACAUAUUUUCCAAGUGCCUUUUAUUUUAAGUCUGCCUGUGUUAAAGCACAAUCACACAGCAUGCUUAGCCAAAGUUCUGCUUCUCCUGCCUUAAAUUUCCAAAUGAUUAUAGUUAUUUCAAUAAAGAUAGAGUGACUUACAA
Messenger RNA from Seriola dumerili (greater amberjack), 2906 nucleotides. RefSeq names its product WAS protein family member 2 (gene wasf2). Bases 148 to 1626 code for a protein of 492 amino acids. Gene Ontology annotation, biological process: positive regulation of Arp2/3 complex-mediated actin nucleation; actin cytoskeleton organization. The record is from RefSeq and is a predicted model, not a curated record. Gene Ontology annotation, cellular component: cytoskeleton. Lineage: Eukaryota; Metazoa; Chordata; Actinopteri; Carangiformes; Carangidae. Gene Ontology annotation, molecular function: Arp2/3 complex binding; protein kinase A regulatory subunit binding; actin binding. The transcript is spliced from 9 exons.